UCCAUGCGGAAGAGAGGGAUUUCAACAGUGACAACACAACAAACAGCUGCACGCUAGCAUAAACUGUGUCUAUUUUCCAUUUUAUAUCUGCAUCUAGCCUCAUAUCAGCCCAGCAAUGGACGGAUCUGUCAGAGCAUCUUCAGACGCUGCAGCCGGACCGCCGCCUUAUUUUCGAGGAAAUGAAAGCUCCCUGGUUUCUGCCCUCAAGACACUGCUAUUCUUCACUAUCCUGAUGGUCACGCUUCCCAUAGGACUGUACUUCGCAUCAAAGGCGUACAUCUUUGAGGGUUCAAUGAAGAUGUCGAGCUCUGACAGCUACUUCUAUGCAGCCAUUGUUGCUGUUCUCGCUGUGCAUGUGGUUUUGGCUUUGUUUGUUUAUGUAGCCUGGAACGAAGGCACGCCUAAAGGGAAGGGCAAACACGAUUAAGGCAUGUCCUUAUGAGCUUGUAUAAGACCGGAGGAGAUGGAAAGACUCGGAGAUUCACAGGCCCCCCCCCCACCCACUCCACCAUGGGCUCCAGCACUAAACAUGGCAACAUCUACCAACCAGACAGUUAGGGGUUCUGGUUUGAGCUUAGGCUUUAACCUGAGGUUAAAGCCUGAAUCUACUGUAUAUUCCCUGGGGUGGGGGGGUGCUGUUGGGUGUGUUUUUUCACCAGCCUCAGCAGGCCUGCUUUUUUGACUUUUUGUUCUCUGACAUUGUUACUUUUGUUGACAGAGGACAGCCCACAUUUUUAAGAGGCUUUCUUAUAAGCUGCCAUUUGGCUAAGUGCUGUAAGUCCCUUCACAGUAGAGACUUUGUCAUGUAGGAAAACAUCUUGGGCUUUCGAUGAUGCAUGCGUGUGCAAACACACACUGUAUGUACCUGUAAUGUGUGUAUGAAGGAUUUGAUUUCAAAAAUACUCUGCUACAUCCUUUCUGUGAAAAUUUGUGCUUCUAAAUUGAUCGUUCUGUCCUCAAAUUUCAGUUCUAAUCUGCAUUCAUUUAAAGGUGACUCUUAACUUCAAUAUAAACCCAUAAUGUGCUUAAACUUCAGGCUGUGUUUUGGAACGAACUCUUCAUGAUGUUUUGUCGAUAAAAUAAUCAGUUUGUUCUUCUGUGUUUUUCUUUCUGUUUUAAUGCGUUUGUGUACUGUAGUGAAAUUAUAUGUUGCAACUUUGAAUUAGGACAUUAUUGCAAGAUCAGGCUGUAUUUAAAGAAAUGUUUUGUAUUGAAGAUGAUGGGUGAGCUUGAGGAUCUAGAUGUCAUUGAAGUCAAUGUAAUUCAGAAGAGGAUAUUGACUUGCUCAAAUAAACUUGAAAAAUUGUAACAUUG
Molecule: messenger RNA, 1314 nt
Organism: Seriola dumerili (greater amberjack)
Lineage: Eukaryota; Metazoa; Chordata; Actinopteri; Carangiformes; Carangidae
Gene: vma21
Product: VMA21, vacuolar ATPase assembly factor
Exons: 3
Coding region: 116-427 (103 amino acids)
Biological process (GO): vacuolar proton-transporting V-type ATPase complex assembly
Cellular component (GO): endoplasmic reticulum membrane
Source: RefSeq, a predicted model, not a curated record